CCUAAGUAUGAUUUACACCAUCUUCUUCUCUUUAAAUGCACACAAUUAGUUCCUGGUUUUACCCUCUCCACACAGCAACACUGACACAUUUUCCACCUCCACAAACCUUUCACUGACACAAGCACACGGGUAAUGUCUCACUAUAUAGACCCAGUCACCACUUCCUAGUUCGCACAUCCUUUCUCCAUAAUUAAGAAAACACUGUCCUUUUUCUGUCCUUUUUCUCACUGUCUUCCCACACAUGGGUCGCCAUUCCUGUUGUUUAAAGCAAAAACUAAGGAAAGGUUUAUGGUCCCCCGAAGAAGAUGAGAAGCUCUUCAAUUACAUAACCCGAUUUGGCGUUGGCUGCUGGAGUUCGGUUCCCAAACAAGCUGGACUGCAAAGGUGUGGAAAGAGUUGCAGAUUGAGAUGGAUAAACUACUUGAGGCCGGAUUUGAAGAGAGGGAUGUUCUCUCAACAAGAGGAGGAUCUUAUAAUUAGCCUUCAUGAAGUUCUAGGAAAUAGGUGGGCUCAAAUUGCAGCUCAGUUACCAGGGAGAACUGAUAAUGAGAUUAAGAACUUUUGGAAUUCUUGUUUGAAGAAGAAGCUAAUGAAGCAAGGGAUUGACCCUGCUACACACAAGCCUCUUGUCAGUGCUGAAGAUAACAUAAUAAAGGAAGAGAAGGACACCAUAGAGACACCGUCUGUGUUGUUACCAGCGUCUCAAGGGAUUUUAGUCUCCUCACAGGAUUCACCGCUUCUAGUGAACAAUUCAAAUUACUAUGAUGGUUUGUUCAAUGUAACAGAAACUUCAAGGGAAGUUUUCGUGAGCAAAAAUGCAUUGGACCCUUUGUCCUCCUACUUUGAAUUCCAAAUGGGUUACGAUUCAAGUGUGAACCCAAUGAGACAGUUUGAUCAGAACCAGGUGGGAACCAAUUCAAGCUAUGGAUUCUCCUCAUUGCCGUGUCUGAAUAGCUCUGAUCACCACGGGAACGUGUCGGUGGCAGAGUUUUCAGACAACAACUCAGCUUCUAAAAUCAGUUCUUUGUUGAAGGAAAGUUCAAGCAAUAGCUCUGGCAUGAGUGUUUAUCCAGGGGCCGGCUGUCAAAUGAUGGAAAAUGCCGGCUUCUCAUCAUGGGAAUGUGACAAUAAAAUUGAUCCUUUGUUACAGUUUCAAGUCAAUGUGGUAAAAUCUCAAGAGUUCAAGACAAGUUCGUGGCAAGAAGGCCAAUUUCUGACUCAGAAUUCCAUAGAUUUCACUACCUAUCCGUUAAUGUCACUGUCGGAGGAUCUAACAGGAGCAAAUUUUAAUGUGUUCCAGCAUAUGUGAGCUGUAAAUUCUCCUGUUUCUUUUUUUUUUUUUUUUUUUAAUUUUGAGUUGAUUUUUUUUGUGUUCUUUAUCUCUCGUUGAAAAUUGAAACGACAAGAUAUAGAGCAAUAGAAAGAUGUUGAUAACAGCAGAUUUGUAGCAAAAGAUGAGAUGAUCCCUCUCCUCUCGGAUAUCUUUGUUUUUCCUGUUGAUGUAUCUGUUUUCAUCAGCAGAAGUUUGAAUGACGAUUAUUGCUGAUUAAUAUGAGUGAAUCUAAUUAUUUUUAUGAUCCUAA
This is a messenger RNA of Vigna angularis (adzuki bean), 1583 nucleotides long. RefSeq names its product transcription factor MYB61. Bases 242 to 1309 code for a protein of 355 amino acids. NCBI's taxonomy places the organism in Eukaryota, Viridiplantae, Streptophyta, Magnoliopsida, Fabales, Fabaceae. The record is from RefSeq and is a predicted model, not a curated record. The transcript is spliced from 3 exons. Gene Ontology annotation, biological process: regulation of stomatal movement.